Messenger RNA from Phymastichus coffea, 9620 nucleotides. RefSeq names its product bromodomain adjacent to zinc finger domain protein 2B-like. The transcript has 25 exons. Bases 370 to 7194 code for a protein of 2274 amino acids. Lineage: Eukaryota; Metazoa; Arthropoda; Insecta; Hymenoptera; Eulophidae. The record is from RefSeq and is a predicted model, not a curated record. Gene Ontology annotation, molecular function: protein binding; DNA binding.
GCAUAGGUGUGUGUCACGUCGUCGUUUUGCCCGUGUUUCAACGACGUCGUGCGGCCGAGUCGCGCAUAACUCGUUACCUUUUUUCCUCGCGCGCGUGAGUGUGUCUGUAUCGCGCUAAACGAACGCAUACAGAGUCAUUAUUAGUGCUUCUCUCUUCUCGAGGUGUGCGUGCCAAGUGCUUUUUAGCGAUAAGGAAGAAGAAACAUCCUCGUCGUCGUCGUCGUCGUCGUCGAGAGGAGAGAAAGAGGGAGAGAGCAGCGCGCGAGAGAGAGAGAGAGAGAGAGGAAGAGAGUGUGCAGUGCGCGAAAGUGAGACAUGUGAGCCUGCAGCUGCUGCAUCCUCCGACAAAGUGUCUAGGGGGAGCCUGGCAUGGAGAAGGAGAACUCCGCGACGGCUGGAAGCGGCGGCAGCGAAGUCGCGGCAGGCGCCACCUCCAGCACUGACCAUCUGCAGGCGGCGGAGCAGGCCAACUCCUUGCUAGACCCCAGUGCUCUCUUCGGUGCUUACUGGCCUCGAGGCAGCGACGCAGCGAGCUCGCUGUUCCCGGGGAUGCAGGGCGCGGGCUACCCCGGGCUAGGGGCCCACCAUCUGCCCUCGGCGUACGCGCGGCUAGGCGGAGCUGGGCCCGGCGGCUACUCGUCGGCCGCGGCCUCGCCGUACUCGCACGGGGGCCCGCUCGGCAGCCUCGGCGUCGCCGCCAGCCAGGCGGCCAGCCUCGGCAUGAACACCGCCGCCUGGUGGACCAUGGCCACUCACCUAGCCACGCAAGAUUACCUGGCCAGGCUGCAGGGCGCCGCCGCCGGUCUGCCCGCCUUCCCACCCGGUGCCGAGAGCCUUCUGCCGCCUUAUCCGCCGGCCGCUCUGCUCAACGCCCCUUCGCACGCCUCGCAUAAGUCUAGCAAGUCCAAAUCGAGCAAAAACAGUCACAAAAACUCGUCGCUGUCGUCGGCAACAACAGCAGUCGCAGCGGCGGCGGCGGCAGCUGCAGCAGCAUCAUCGGCAUCAUCGUCAACGUCGGCGGUGACGAACAACGCGAGCUCGCACUCGAGCUCGAGUCGAGCUGCCGCUAAUUCGCCGGUGAUACCCAGUAGCCAGACGCAGCAGCAAGCGACUACCACACACCAAAAUACCUCGAGUUCUACUAGCGGUAACUCGAUGACGAGCGCCAGUCAGUCGAGCAGUUCUCAGUCGAAUGUCAUUAGCAGUGACGCAAGCAGUAUUCUGGGCGGAGUAAGGCUGCCGCCCGACACCGAGAUAAUAAAAUACACGUCGAGCAUCGUAGGCCCGAAAGUGCCCGGCACAACGAAUCGCGGCCGUAAGAAGACCAUCUCGCUCGACUCGCCGGCCGUUAAUGUACACAGUCCCUUGCAACAACCACUUCCGCCACAAACAACAUCGUCCUCCUCCCAGAAACAGCAGCAGUUAAAUAAUAGCACAGCUGCUCAGCUGUUGAUGGACUCGACCAAGUACAGCCGAUCAAGGAACGAUAGCAGCGGCAACGAGUACGAGAGAAAUCGAGAUAGAGACUCGCUGGACCGAGUGGAGGUGAUAAAGUUGCCGGCUCACUCAACUAACGGCUCGGUACUCUCAGUCUCAUCUACCUACACCACGAAUAACACUACCAGCAACUCCGACGUCGAUGCACCGUUGAAUCUUUCGUUAAAACCCUUGUCCACCAGCUCUGAUUCGCCUAUUCAUGCUAGUAGUCAGCCGUUAAGUCAACUCAGCAAUCUCAGCCAGUCACUCCUCGCUUCUGAUCGGACUUCACGACGAAAGCCAGGUCCCAAACCACGAAGGGUACCUCAAAAUUCAUUACCAGGCUCGGCAAAUUCUUCGCUGGCGCAGCUAUUCGCGGCAGCAGCAGACUCGUCUCCUCAGCGUCCCGAGGAAAGUGACAGUCCUGGUCAGCAUCAACAGCAGCAUCAUUCAGCACAACAUCAUAAGGACCGGCCGCGAAAUCUCGGUCGUGGUGUGUCCAAACCCAAGAAAAACACGGUAGCGUCGUUGCUCGCACAGAGCAGAGCGUUAGGGAUCAAACCCACGCCUCAAUUAGAUCCUAAUGUACCGUUGAGUCAUCAGGUAUCGCUGCUCAGAUCGAAUAUACUUGCGGCCCAGCUGCAUUCAUCGACACUUGGGCAUCACGACGACAAACUCUCGCGCUCGCUGCAAGAAAAAAUGAAGAACAAGUUAAUGGAUAUAACUGGUGAAGAAAAUAUGGAUGUGACAAGUGAAAGUGGAAGUAAUACCGACGUGCUUUCGGACACGGACGAGGAUAUCCUCGACGGUCCGAGCGCGAAGAAGCGCAAGCUCAAUUACAACGAGAAAGAUCUGCAAGCGCCGCUCGAACGAGGCUGGAAGCGUGAGACCGUGAUCAAGGGUCUCGGUAAGACAGGCUCGAUUAAGGGCGACGUGUCGUAUUACAGCCCCUGCGGGAAAAUCUUUAGGAGUAGCUCGGAAUUACUGAAAUUCCUAGACAUGCAAAAUCCAGCAGACUUGACAACUAUUAACUUCUCUUUUUCGUCGAGACCACUAGUCGGUGAAUUUCUUCAACCAACGAUGGGUCUUGCGGAAGCCGAAUUCGUUCGCCUCGGUGCUCAGGAGGUUGCGAGGCGACUCGAAGAACUCAGGGCAGCUGGUAGUUUUCGCGACGUCAGGGUUAACAACCAGUACGAGAGGGACAAACUUGCUUAUGCUAAGAAAUUAGCUAAAGAAGAGGCUCAGAGGCACAAGGAGCAGGCAAGGCUAUUAAAAGAACAAGAAAAAUCUGAAAGGCAAGAGGCCGUUCGUCGAGAGAGGGAGCUGCGAAAUCAACAGCUGCUCGAGGGUCGUAAGCGGCUAGCAUUCACGAUCAAGCAGAAGAUGAAGAUAAUCCAAGAGAUCGAGCGCGGCAAAAGCAAAAGCGACGUGGCUCGCGAGCUGGGCUUGGCUAGCAGCACCGUGGCUACGAUCUGGAAGAACCGCGAAAAUAUUGCCGAAAGUUGGAGGAAUCGCGACAUGAUGCAUUCCGAAUUGGACGUCGAGCAUGCCAAGAAGAUCGUUGCGCAUCAGCCGACCAGUCAGAAAGCUGCCGCUGCACUGACCACGCCGAUAAAGCAACAGCAACUUCCCAGCGAAUCCAGCCUUGUACCCAGCCAUCAACAACAGCAGCAGUCCACUGUGGAGAUGAUACAACAGGCACAGAGCCAGAGCCAAGAGAUGCUCGAGGCGCGGAAAAAACGCCAGGAAGAAGUGGACAGGAUCCGCAUUGAGGAGCAACAACGGAAGCAGCAGGAACGCGAAUUAAAGCGACAACAAGCGGUAAUACUAAAAGAGCAGAUGUACAUGCAGGAGCUCACCAAGCAGCGCGAGAUGCUCUACACCGUCGAGCUGGAACGGGAAAGGCGACGUCAACACAUGGCAUUGAUCCGAGCAUUAGAAAAUCGACGAAAAAUGGAAGAGCGAGAGAAGAAGAGAUUGGAAGCGAGAGCCGAAAGGAUAGCAUCGAAGGAGAAAAGAGCAGAACAGAGGAGAAUGGAGCUUGAACUCGUCGAGCAGAUUCGCAAACCAGUCGAGGAUAUGGAAUUGACGGAUCACAGGCCUUUGCCAGAGAUCAAGAGAAUACCUGGUUUGAGAUUGUCCGGACAGGCGUUCGCUGAUAUCGUCAUGGUUUUCGAGUUUCUGCACAACUUUGGCGAGACGCUUGGCUUUGACAUGGAGUCGCUGCCUAGUCUAAAGAGCCUGCAAGCGGCUCUGUUGAACGACGAGGAAGCUGAAGAAGAGAUGCUGUCAGUCAUGACGCACCUGUUGGUCUGUGCAAUCGAAGAUCCCGGAAUACCCCAUCCGGCACGCCACACGACCGGUCUCGGUCAGAGUCUUCGCCAAGCGGAUAUCACACACGCGAAUAUUAGUGAGGUACUGCGUAUCUAUCUGUACGCGAACGCGACCGGCGAAGUGAAGGCGCUGACGGGUGUGUGCCUGGAGCGCGAGAGAGACAAAAGGUUCGCUGAUCAUCAUCAGAACGGCGGCGACAACGCGCUUAACUGUUCCAGUAAGAAUGCACAGUUCUACGAGCAUCUGCACAACAACGAAACCUGGCGCAUGUCUGAGCGCCUGCGCGAUAAACCUUUCCUCGCGCUCAAUCCGACGCACAAGGCGCAGAUGCUCGCCUUCUUGUGUAACGAGCUGCUGCAGAACAAGGCUGUGAUUCGACAGAUCGAGACGAGUCUCGAAACCGUCGCUCAACUCAAAAAAGAGAGAUUUUUACUGGAUACGAAGAUCAGGAAACUCAGGCAAUUGCAUGGUAGAAAAGUCAGGAUGGAGGCCGUUGGCGUGGUUGUCAAUAAGACUGGUGAUACGAUUACGAUCGAGAAGAAGGACGUCGACGGGGAAGAGAGUAAUACCAACUCCACGGCUGUAAACACAACGCCGACGCCCGAUGAUCAGCAUCACGAGGAGGAGACGCAUGAAGAAGAAAUGUCCGAGAACGAGAGCGAGGGCACGCAGCCCGAAGAGGAGGAGGAUAAGAACUUGUCGGCAGAAGAACUUGGCAAGAAGCUUGAAAAAUUAUUGAAGCAAUCGGAAGAGCAGCUUCAAAAGCUCAAUGGAUCGUCGAAAGGACUCCGAGCUCAUGCUUUUGGUCAAGACCGAUAUUGGCGAAGGUACUGGGAAUUACCGUGUUCCGGUGGCAUAUUCGUUGAGGCGAUGGAAAGCACAGAACCUGAAGUUCUCGAGCUACAAGCAGAACUUGACGAAAAGUACAAAAAUAUGCCUGUCGAAGAGAAAGAGGAGCCGAUAUCCGAAGAAAAGGAUAUUAAGAAUAACGAGAAUCGUGAAAAUGAAGUUCCCAAUGACGUCAAAAUUGAGGAGAAGAAAGUCAAUUCGAUCAAAGAAGACGAGAAAGAAGACGAGGUGAAAAACGAUCACAAGAACACAGCUGAAGUCCUGAAGAAUAACUGUAUAUCCGAUGACUUGAAGAAUUCGUUAAUAAAGAAAGACGUCGAUCUAAUGGACAGUAAAACCAACGCAGAUUACGUUAAAAAAGAGACUGAAAUGGACGUCGAGAUGAAAUCAGACGAACCGAAAAAGGAUGAGAAUGGCGAUGAAGAAGAAACGAAACGUACCAUAAAGGCUGAGAACAAGAGUGUCGAGGCAGUAGCUAAUGGGGAUAAAUUCAAUCAUGUAAAUAACCUCCACAAUGGCAAAGAGCUAAAUGGAAAUUAUAUCACCGACAACGGAACGGAUACCUGGUUCUCCAUCAUCCCACGUGAAACAUGCGACACGCCAGGUACAAGUACAAAACAGAUCUUUGGCGUCGCUGAGCCAACAGAGCUGAAGAUCCCGAUAUUUCCACCACCUGCAAGUCCCAGCUAUGAUCGAUGCGACAGCCCUGCGCCACUCGUUCUAACGCAAGACGAAGCUACACAGCUCGAGUACCUAAAAGUGCAUGGUUUACCACCACCUGGUGAAGCGAAACCUGUGCCCAAAGAUCUGCGAUGUGGCUGGUGGAGAAUAACGGAGGUCGAAACCUUCAAUGAACUUCUUGAACAUCUGCAUUCACGUGGAGUGCGCGAGAAAGAAUUGAAACGCACGACGUGGGCGAUGAUGGAGUCGUUCCUUGCGGUGACGGGCAAAGUUCACGUAGAUCCAGGCAAUAUUACAGCCACAGACAUGUCAGAGGACGGUGAAACAGACCCGUCCGAUCCACCAAAAGCAGAUCAUCCAGACGAGUGGAGCGAACAGGUGGCGAUACGAGUAGAUGCACAACUGCUUGAGCAAGUGGAAGCUCUCGAAGACAAAGUCGCCAAUGCAAGUAUGCAGAUCAAAGGUUGGAAGUUGCCACCGAGGGCUGGUACCGAGGAGGCCGAGGAGCUCGAAAAGUUACACGAGCUGGAAAAGAUCAGUGCGGUGGAACAAGCACGGCAAAGAUUACUCUCGCUCGAGGCAGCUAUCGAGAGGAGAUAUCUCAAACCACCACUUGGAACUUGCGCGGGCGAUGCGAAUCUAGCAGCGCUAAAGGCAGAACAAGCGGCGGCAGCAAGCAGCACGAACAUCAAUAGCAGUGCAAAUUUGUCGACAGAAGGUGGCAGUUCACAACCAAGUUCAAUGGAGGAGACAACACCGCGAGGAUUGAACAAUUGGCGCGAGGCCACAGCCAGAGCACACACAUCAGCUCAACUGGCGAUGGCAUUGUACAUGCUCGAGGCGAGCAUCGCCUGGGAUAAGAGCAUCAUGAAGGCUGUGAGUCUAAACAACUCGGCUAGAAAGCCAGUCUGCGUCAAGCUACGAAAUCGCAGCGUCUCACUCAAAAGCGCUACUAAACAGCUAGUGUCUUCUACUCAGGCCUCUAACUGCCAAUUUUGUCAUAGCGGUGACAACGAAGACAAGUUAUUGUUAUGUGAUAGUUGCGAUCGCGGCUACCAUACUUAUUGUUUCCGUCCAAAAAUGGAAAAUAUUCCAGAUGGUGAUUGGUACUGUCACGAAUGUAUGAAUAAGGCGACAGGAGAAAGGAAUUGCAUAGUCUGCGGUAAACGAGUUGGCAAGAACUUGGUUCUUUGCGAACUUUGCCCUAGAGCUUAUCACACGGACUGCCAUAAUCCUGUUAUGCCAAAGAUGCCUCGAGGAAAAUGGUAUUGCUCGAACUGUCAUAGUAAGCAACCAAAGAAGCGAAAUAGCAGCAGAAAAAGUCACAAGGGCGAUAAGGCGGGAGGCACGCGAGACAGUGAAAGUUCCGAUCAUCCACCAGCUAGUCCAACGCCAUCAACAGCCUCAAACACGCAUAUAGAAGACGUAAGCUCAUCCGAGCCAGCAACACCAACAGCUUCACCAAGGAAAGAUGCCAAUUAUGGAAAAACAUUAACCAAGAAACAACAACGCGAACUUGCACCCUGUAAAAUUUUGCUCGAACAGUUAGAAAACCAAGACGAUGCCUGGCCAUUCCUCUUGCCUGUUAACACCAAGCAAUUCCCCACCUAUAAGAAAAUUAUCAAGAUUCCUAUGGAUCUCAGUACGAUCAAGAAGAAAUUACAAGAUUGUGUAUAUAAAUCACGCGAGGAUUUUUGCGCAGACGUACGGCAGAUGUUUAUAAACUGCGAAGUGUUCAACGAAGAUGAUAGUCCGGUAGGCAAAGCGGGCCACGGGAUGCGAAAUUUCUUUGAGGCACGCUGGACUGAGAUAACCGGAGCACCGCCACCACUACACCCACAGACGCAUAGCUGAGGCUCAGCUCGCAUUCGUAGCGGCUGUAAUAGUUUUGCACACUUUUAUUACUAAAAACAAAAACAAACAAUGCUGUCAUAAUAGCAUGGAUCCUCAUGACGAUCGCGUUAUAGCGAUCCACCUUAUUAUUCUGUAUUUUCUCUUCUUUAAUUUCUCGAUCCGGCCUAAAGCACUCGAUACAACUCGAGAUUUGACGUUACGUUUUAUUCUUUGUCUAGUUUGAAAAGUAUUUUUUAUAAUACUCAUUAUUGCGUUUUCAUUAAUGUUAAGUUUUUUUUCUCUUUUAAUUAACAAACAGUCUUUUUCUUUGGUAUUAUAUUAAAUGAGGAUCGGUCGAUGUACUUAAACGAAAAUAUUUUGCCUAAGCAAUUCAACCGUGAUUACACAAAAUUGUAUUAUAUAGGCUUAGUGUCACAGAGUCAUUGGGGAAAAAAUAUUUUACAAAAUAACGAAUGUGAGAUAAGAGAGAUAAAAAAGAUAUAUUAUACCUAGAAAACGUGUAUAGAGAUCACAAUAUUAUUAUGUAAAAUGUAAAAACAAAUCGCAGUUUAACGCUACAUUAACAGAAUGUAUGUAUACACAAUUUCUAGAUAAAGUCAAACGAAUUUUAUCUGACACGAAAUAACAAGUUUAGAAGCAAAUUACACGCCAUUCCAGAAUUCACUCGUAUAUCUUUCCAUAUUGCACACUCGAGUGCAGCGGAACUCGUUGAUUCAAGUGUACACGCAUAGUGAAAGUAUUGAAGAGUCAUGAAAAAACUCAUGAACAAAGCAUAAAUAAAAAAAGACAUUAUUCGAAACAUCAUCAAUUAUCAGUAUUUUAAGGUGUAGAUUAAUAAGCGGAUUCGCACGUAAAGAUGUGUUUUUUGCAACCGACGGGAACUCUACGAAAGUUCAAACUGUACAUAAACAUAGCGAAUGGUGAAGACACUGAUGUUUUGCGAAGCUUAUCUAAUAAUAACUAUUGAUGCUGUGAAUGGAUUUUAAAUAGAGGACAAAUUUGAUAAUCCGGUACUUUUUACUACGAAGAUACAAAAAAUUACAAAAAAUAACUACUAAAAAUGAUGAUAUGGUGAAUGCUCCGCUUUUCAAUGUGUAGUGUAAAUACGAUUUUAUAACGAAUUUUUUUAAUUCUGAGCUCGCCGUUUCACAUUAAGGCUCGCGAAGAAGUGGCAUUAUGAAUGUUUCACACGUGGUGCAAACAUACUAAUCGCAUUUUAGAUUUAAUUGUAAAAAAUUCUCUCCUGUAAUGCAACAUAAUGUCGAUAUAGUAAUAAGUUCAAAAAAAUCACUUAUGUACACUCAUAGGUCGAGUUUUUAGGUGAAAAAAGGAAUUGUCUUGUAUUUUAUAUAGCUUUUUUUAGCUUUUACGCGUCUCUUGCUUUCUAUUUAUAACAACGUAAAUUAGUUUAUUUUGAUGUUUCUCUUAACUUCAAUUUAUAACGUCUUUUCGAAUGAAAAUUUUCAAGUAGUUUUACCUUGGCCCAGCUCAUCUUAAGCUUACAUGUGAUUUAUGUAAACUUUGUAAAUUUUCAACAGUAUAUCGUCGUUCCACAGUUUUUAACAGCUAAUAUCGCAUAAUUACUUAAUAUGCAUGAAUUUGAGCAUAAAAGACGUUGAAAUAAAUUGUUUUAUGUAAUUGAUGUAAAAAUGAUUUUCAAUUCCACCUGUAAUAAUAAUAUUGAUAACAGCGCUCGUAGAUAUCAUGAGAUAUCUACAUUCGUAAAAAUAAGCCACGAAGCCAAUCAAAGUUGUGGCAAAUGUAAAGUGAGAAAAAUAAUGUUUUUCCGUUCAAAGUCAUUAGAUUUCAUAUUCACGUUUCGCCAAUUUAUUCAUAGCAAUAAUUUUAGUAUCGAUUCACAGUAAUAAUUUUAUAUUUAAAAAAGAAAUGUGAACAACUGAAAGAUAGACUUUUUUUCGUCUAGCAUAAUUUAUUUAUUAUUUUCUUUUUGUAAAAUAAAAACGUUGUCUUAGAUAUGAACAGUAUUUCGUCAAUUCAAAUUUUCAAAAAGUGCAUGUGUAAACAAUACCUUAGAGUGCUGUGAGGCACUUCCAUCUCCCCCGUCGAUGAUAAACUAAACUAAUUUGUUAUAAUUUGAGAGAAAUAUACUUUAGCUAAAUCGUUGGUUCGCGAAAUAACGACGCUUUUUAUAAAAUUUUAAUUUUUGAUGCGACCUUACAAUACAUUAAAUAGUGUAAUAUUAAUUACUAGAAGAAGAAAAAAGAAAUCCGAUUGCAUGAAUUUCUCGACGCAAAUAUGUAAAAGUGGAAAGAGAUGUUGUGCAGACGAAGCAAACGAUGAAUUUAGAAGUAAAUCAUCAUGAUUGUCUAUAGUUUCAAGGAUGGCUUACACUAGGUAGCCUGUCAUUGCUAUUUAAACAGACUUAUUGUAUUGCAAACAAAUUAAUAAAAUGUAAGCGAAGCGUG